Messenger RNA from Akanthomyces muscarius, 2307 nucleotides. RefSeq lists its product as uncharacterized. Lineage: Eukaryota; Fungi; Ascomycota; Sordariomycetes; Hypocreales; Cordycipitaceae. The record is from RefSeq and is a predicted model, not a curated record. Bases 1 to 2307 code for a protein of 768 amino acids. Gene Ontology annotation, molecular function: oxidoreductase activity. The transcript is spliced from 8 exons.
AUGCGUCUGCAACUGAGCGCCUUCACCGUCUUUCUGAGCCUGACCUCGGCGGCCUCAGCCUCGUCACUCGGCUCAAUAACCGAAGGCGUCGCUGGAGCCAUCAUUGGUACUUUGGGGGCGGCUGAUGGAAAGUCUGGCAGUGACAGCCCGGUCCCUCUUCGACGAAGCAUUACCGAGCUUGCUGCUGAAGCAGGUCCCCAAUGGGAUCUCUACCUUCAGGCUCUGCGAUCCAUGUACGACCGCGACUCGAAAGACCCGGAGUCCUUCUUCCAGGUUGCGGGCAUCCAUGGCCGACCGUUCAUGCAGUAUAACAACGCGGGAGCGAUGAACACCAACGGUUGGGGUGGCUAUAGCACUCAUGGAGAGAAUUUGUUCAUCAUUUGGCAUCGACCUUUUGUCGCGCUGUUCGAGCAAACACUGGUCAAGGAGGCCAAGAACCUGGCUGCCAGCUAUCCCGACGACCUGCGCUCCAUUUACCAAAAGGCUGCCGACGACUUGAGGGCUCCGUACUGGGAUUGGGCUCUCGAGCCACGGCUCCCCAGCGUGGUGCUCCCGGAAACGAUCGAGGUCAAGGUGGCUACCAAGACUGGCGUUGUCGCAAAGAGUAUCGACAACCCGCUGUACACGUACAGGUUCCCCAAGGAAGUGAUGCAAGGCCAGUACGGGGCGUUUAAUACGUACGACCGCAUGUACCGAUGCCAAAACCCGGAGCAGGCGAACCAAAACCUUUACAGCCGCAACUACAAGUCUUGGCUGUAUGAUACUUAUGCAAUGGCGAAAUCGUUUUCAGAAUUUGCUACGACUGCGAGCAAGGGUGGCAGCCUGGAAGGUGUCCACAACGCUAUCCAUUGGGACUCCGGCUGCGGCGGCCAGUUCAUGGAUUCCCAAUUCUCUGCUUUUGAGCCUCUGUUCAUGCUGCAUCACUCCAACGUUGACAGGCUUUGGGCGUAUUGGCAGGCCAUGCACCCUGAGGCGUCCACAUUCAACGGCGCUUACCAGGGCCUCUCGCGCUUUAACACUUUCGCCGGAACCAUGAUCGGACUCGACUCCCCACUGCAGCCAUUUAGACAGAUCAAUGGUGACUGGCACACGUCUCGCUCGGUCAACUCCAUCACGACGUUUGGGUAUUCGUAUCAGGGCCUCGAGUAUUGGACAAAGUCGGAAACCGAGCUGCAGCAGAGCGCUAUCCAGAUGAUCAACUCGCUGUAUGGCCCAGAGCAGAAACAGAAGCCUAGCACUUCGUCGGCGCCACCAAAGUCUACGCAGACAAACAAACAGUCCACCAGCACACAGUCGCCUGUGACUAGCAGCAGCAAAUCGACGCGGUCGACCAAGCAGUCAACCAGCACCGUCUCCACCGAGACAAGCAGUGCACAGUCGGCUGAGAGCAAUGGCAAGCAGUCGACCAGCACUCAGUCAACUGGGAGCAACAGCGUCCCAUCGGCACAAACAACUGGCAGCCAAUCAACGCCGACGAGAAAUACCCAAUCAGUGUCGACGAACAGCACCCAAUCAUCGUCGGCGGACAUCAAUCAAUCAGCAGAGACUAGCAGCAAACAAUCGUCGCAGACCAACAGCACCCAAUCUAGCGAGACCGGCAAUGUAUCGACACAGACUAGCAGCAAGCAGUCGACCAGCACCCAGCUGACGCAGUCUCCGUCUGAGGGCGCCAGCACCGAUAUUCCGACGCCUUCGCCGCCUACGGCGUCAACUGGCAAUUCGACUUCAAGCUCACAGUCAACGGUAGUCGCCAGCAGCCAGUCCAGCAUUUCGUCGCCCUCACAAAAAAUUGUGAGCUUGAUUGCAUCCUCUGCCGCCACGGCCGCUGUGCCAACGACUACUUCCGGGCUCGACGCACACCCCGACUUCAACACGACCGAGACCGGCGACUACAAGCGCUUCUACGCUGGCAUCACCGUCGAUGUGUCCUAUCUCCCCGUGCGCCCAUGCGCCAUUGAAAUCUCCAUUGACAUGUGGCACGCCGGUGGCAUGGCCAUCAUGCAGAUGCCAGAAAGGGGCGUCAUUUACGACUCCAUCUCGCUCUCCGACGCCAUUGCCUCCGCAAAGUUGGGCAGCGUUCCCAACAAUGAGCUGCUGAGCGAAAUUACCUCGCGGCUGCAUGUGACUCUUCGCAAGGCUGAUGGCUCGAGCAUUGACGUGACCCAGAUCUCUGGACUCAAAGUCGACAUCGAGGAAGCCGAUGUUGUUGCUCCCACUUCGGAGUUCGAACUGCCUCAGGUGGUCAAAUCUAGCACUCACGUAGCGCUCGAUAAGCCGGUUUCGGGCUGCGCCGCCCCUGCACAGUGA